AUGGAGACUCAGACCACGGCUGGGAUGGCUACUGCUGCUGCGACGGGCAACCGUGGGCGGUGGGCGCGGUCGUCGGAGGAGCUCCGGGCGAGCGGGGCGUCGGGUCUCGCAAGUUGCAGCGGCAGCGAGCAAAGUGGCGGAAGCGGCGGAGGCGUGAACUGUGGCGUCACGGGUGAGCGUGAGGGGGAGGCCGACGCUUGGAGGAGGGUGCUCAUGGCAUCGGACGGAGUUGCAGGCGUGGGCAAAGACGGUGGCUUCACGGGCUACUGGUGUUCGGGCGAAGACGGUGGCACGCUCGGAGCUCGCUGGAAGGAGACACCGACACCGGGCAAAAGUGCAGCGACGGGCGCCGCGAUGGGCGGGGGCGCGGCGACGGGCACGGCGAUGGGCGGCGCGCUGCUACGGGCGAGCAAAGGUGCGGGUUGUGGUAGCUUGGCCUCCGGUCCCGCGUCGCGGGUCGGUGCGCACUGCGCAGGCGCGCGCGGCGGAGGUGGAGACGCGGUGGUGCGAGCGUGGGCAGCGUGGGUCGAUGCAUGA
Molecule: messenger RNA, 537 nt
Organism: Eucalyptus grandis
Lineage: Eukaryota; Viridiplantae; Streptophyta; Magnoliopsida; Myrtales; Myrtaceae
Product: loricrin-like
Exons: 3
Coding region: 1-537 (178 amino acids)
Source: RefSeq, a predicted model, not a curated record